AUGAUCACCCAUCACCGCCCUUAUCUUCGCUUGAGCCGAUUUGGGACGAUGAUGCUGGCGGCUCACCCAUUCCAGCCUCUCUCGAGACCGUGCAGGGCUCCUCCGCUUCACCAGCUGGCCCCGCCUCGACGGAAGAGGUGUCUCCCAGCCCCUUGGCUCCAGUUCCACCCUCGGCAGAGUCACCCGCUGCCUCGACAGAUGAAUCAUCCUCACCUUUGUCUCCCGUUUCCUCGUCCUCAUCCUCUACUCCACCAGCCACUGCUACUGCUCCUGCCGAGAAUCCACCAGUCCUCCGCCGUGGAGAUCGAGUAA
Molecule: messenger RNA, 312 nt
Organism: Linum trigynum
Lineage: Eukaryota; Viridiplantae; Streptophyta; Magnoliopsida; Malpighiales; Linaceae
Source: the annotation of a GenBank genome assembly